CCGGCCGGUUUACUCCAGACUUUCGAUUUCGUAAAAAUGCAACGAGACCCUGCUGUUUGGGUUUGGUCUCUAUCAUAUCGGGAGAUUCUUUUUUUCUUCCCCUUGUCAUCUUCUUCACUACGUCUAGGCUAGUGGCCUUGAUCGCCCUCCCCAUAUUAAUAACAAUAGCUAUUACAAUACGUACAAGUUUUGAAUCAAGUCUCUGCUUCGACUCAUAUCACUCACGAUCACCGAUAUUUAUAUAGGUAUCUCCGCGGGUCAUAUUACUAUAUAAGCUAAGGCUUAUGACUAUUUUCCUAGUUAUCUAUUGUACAGAAAAGAUAGAAAAGUUUGAGAGGUUGGCUCAUUGCUGCUGCUACUGUAUGGGGCAAAAUCAAUAAGGAAAAUUUCACUUAUACAAUUAGUCAUUGUUAACAGAAUCCACCCAAGUGACUCUUUAGAGAAUAACGAGAAUAACUCUGGGUUCAAAGAAACAAAGCAAAAAAAGAAUUUGCCAGUUGACAAAAGCUCCACUACCAAUUAGCCUCCUACUCCUUACAAAAAACUCACCUCCAAAAAAUGCCGUCUAUCACCUCGCCAAGUUCUAGUAAUAGCGACUUGCCGUCCGAUGUCGAAAAGCAGGCGGAGCCUAUCCGCACGGGACGGCAAACGCCAAGUCGGGGUGGCAAAGAAGAGGAACGGGAUAACGGCGAUGACAGCCCUACAGAAGAGACAGCGGCGGUGGCGGAUGAUUGGCAGAUCCCGCCUGAGCCCGACUUGCUGAACACGGAGGCCGAUGGGAUGGCCGGAACGGUGAACCGGGUGCUCAGCAGGAUAUCGACGAAAUCGAGUUGGAAUCCCGGACCGCCACCGGAUGGGGGACGAGUGGCUUGGUUAGCUUGCAUCUGCGGUCACUUCGCCAUCAUGAACACAUGGGGUUUUAUCAACUCCUUCGGCGUGUUCCAGACAUACUACGUCUCACAGCUAAGCCGAACACCCUCGGAAAUCUCAUGGAUAGGCUCCCUACAGGUGUUUUUAACUUUCUUCAUCGGCACCUUCACCGGCCGCAUGACAGACGCUGGAUUCUUCCGCCCGGUGCUCAUCUGCGGCACCAUCUUCAUGACCCUCGGCAUAUUCACUACCUCGGUGGCUACCCAGUACUGGCAACUGCUACUCUCCCAGGGCCUAUGCAUGGGCAUUGGCAGCGGCUUCAUCUUCUGCCCCGCCAUAUCCACCGUCUCUACCUACUUCAACAAGAAGCGCUCCCUCGCCAUCGGCAUCACCGCGUGCGGCUCCGUCACCGGCGGUCUAAUCUUCCCAGCCAUGGCGCGCCAACUCCUCCCCACCGUGGGCUUCGGCUGGGCCGUCCGCGCCAUCGGCUUCGUGCAGCUCGGCAGCCUAAUCUUCACCGUCGCCUUCAUGAAGUCGCGACUUCCCCCCCGGCGCACGGGCAGCCUGGUAGAGUGGGCCGCGUUCAAGGAGCUCGAGUACACCUUCUACGCCGCGGGCAUGUUCUUCAACUUCUGGGGCGUGUACUUCGCCUUCUACUACCUCGCGGCCUUCAGCCGCGAGGCCGUCGUCCCCGCGCUGGCCUACACGGACUCGCUGAACAUGCUGCUCCUCCUCAACGGCAUCGGCGUGCUCGGGCGGCUGCUGCCGAACUACCUCGCCGACCGCGCGGGGCCCCUCAACCUCAUGAUCCCCACGUGCCUCAUCUGCGGCGUCGCGCUGCUCUCGUGGACGGCGGUGCGCACGCCCGCGCAGCUGUACGGCUGGGCCGUCGUGUACGGCGUCGUCGCCGGCGCGCUGCAGAGCCUGUUCCCGGCGGGGCUCAGCAGCCUGACGGCGGACCUGCGGAAGCAGGGCACGCGCAUGGGCAUGGUGUUCACGAUCGUGAGCUUUGCCGUGCUGACGGGGAACCCGAUCGCCGGCGCGAUUAUCGGGGCCAUGGGGGGCAGCUAUGUGGGCGCGCAGAUAUUCACGGGCGUGUGUCUGCUCGUGGGGAUGGGCUUCAUUCUGGCCGCGAGGUGGGUUAGGAUGAGGGGGGUGGGGACGGGGUGGAGGGUUAAGAUAUAGUGUUAGGUACCUAGGUAGGCAGGUAGGUACCUGUGUAUGGAUGUUUUAGGUA
Molecule: messenger RNA, 2107 nt
Organism: Hypoxylon fragiforme
Lineage: Eukaryota; Fungi; Ascomycota; Sordariomycetes; Xylariales; Hypoxylaceae
Product: MFS general substrate transporter
Exons: 2
Coding region: 559-2055 (498 amino acids)
Biological process (GO): transmembrane transport
Cellular component (GO): fungal-type vacuole membrane
Molecular function (GO): transmembrane transporter activity
Source: RefSeq, a predicted model, not a curated record